Mangifera indica (mango) is the source of this 2353-nucleotide messenger RNA. Its product is annotated as NAD-dependent malic enzyme 59 kDa isoform, mitochondrial. Bases 311 to 2122 code for a protein of 603 amino acids. The transcript has 19 exons. Lineage: Eukaryota; Viridiplantae; Streptophyta; Magnoliopsida; Sapindales; Anacardiaceae. Gene Ontology annotation, cellular component: mitochondrion. Gene Ontology annotation, molecular function: NAD binding; malate dehydrogenase (decarboxylating) (NAD+) activity. Gene Ontology annotation, biological process: malate metabolic process; pyruvate metabolic process. The record is from RefSeq and is a predicted model, not a curated record.
UCGCUGUUACCACGGUCAACAGCUUCAACUGUUUCUCUUUUCAUAUAAGCCCACCACCACCACACCCCAGCCACGACCAACUGGAACAAGAACAGCGUCAAAGAUAAAUAAUCCAACUUCACCACAACUAUAAAUUGAACGUCACACUCUUUAAACAACUCAGUCGUUAAUACUUACGAGUUGCCUAAAAAAUGUGGUCUAUGAUGACGAGAUAAUAAAAUAUUCUUGCCAAUUUAGAGUUUGUCUUUUAAAAUUUAUUUUCUUUUGUAGUUCUCUGUAGUAUUUUGGAUCUUGAAUUCUAGGGCAAAAAAUGUGGAAUUUAGUGCGUGCUUCUGCGACUAGAUUAAGCCGAUCCAGGCGAUUCUCGACGGCGAUUCCUGGACCUUGUAUUGUUCACAAACGUGGAACUGAUAUUCUUCACGAUCCCUGGUUCAACAAGGAUACUGGCUUUCCUUUGACCGAAAGAGAUCGAUUAGGACUCCGUGGCCUCCUCCCACCUCGCGUGAUAUCAUUUGAGCAGCAGUAUGAUCGCUUCAUGGAGUCGUAUCGAUCACUAGAGAAAAAUACUCAGGGUGAACCUUAUAGUGUUGUAUCAUUGGCGAAAUGGAGGAUCUUGAACAGACUGCAUGACAGGAAUGAAACAUUAUACUACCGAGUCCUUAUUGAUAACAUUAAAGAUUUUGCUCCAAUAAUAUACACUCCAACAGUUGGAUUGGUGUGCCAGAAUUAUUCAGGGUUGUUUAGACGUCCACGUGGUAUGUAUUUUAGUGCGAAGGACAAAGGGGAGAUGAUGUCGAUGAUCUACAAUUGGCCAUCUCAUCAGGUAGACAUGAUUGUCCUGACAGAUGGAAGUCGUAUUCUUGGCUUAGGUGACCUUGGAGUUCAGGGAAUUGGGAUCCCUAUUGGUAAACUGGAUAUGUAUGUUGCUGCUGCGGGUAUCAAUCCACAAAGAAUACUUCCAGUUAUGCUGGAUGUCGGUACUAACAAUCAAAAGCUGCUUGAAGACCCUCUUUAUCUAGGACUUCGGCAACCUAGGUUGGAAGGAGAAGAAUAUUUAUCAAUUGUGGACGAAUUUAUGGAAGCUGUUCAUGAGCGUUGGCCCAAGGCCAUUGUACAGUUUGAGGACUUCCAAAUGAAGUGGGCCUUUGAAACUUUGCAACGAUAUCGGAAAAAAUUCUGCAUGUUUAAUGAUGACAUACAGGGAACCGCUGGUGUUGCACUUGCGGGAUUAUUGGGAACUGUUAGAACACAGGGUCGACCAUUGACUGAUUUUGUGAACCAAAAGAUUGUUGUGGUGGGGGCUGGGAGUGCAGGGCUUGGUGUUCUUAACAUGGCUGUGCAGGCAAUGUCAAGAAUGUCAGGGAACAGUGAAACAGCUGCAAAAAAUCAAUUUUUCCUAAUUGACAAAGAUGGUCUCAUUACGAAAGAGAGGAAGAAUCUUGAGCCAGCAGCACUACCGUUUGCUAAAGAUUCAGGAGAGACUAUGGGGCUUAAUGAGGGAGGUAGUCUACUUGAAGUGGUUAAAAAGGUCAAACCGCAUGUGCUACUUGGUUUGUCUGGAGUUGGUGGUGUCUUCAGUGAGGAGGUGCUUAAGGCCAUGCGAGAGUCUGAUUCUAAGAAACCUGCCAUUUUUGCUAUGUCGAAUCCCACUAUGAAUGCUGAAUGCACUGCUGCUGAUGCUUUUGAUCAUGCUGGGGAAAAUAUAGUGUUUGCUAGUGGAAGCCCUUUCGAGAAUAUUGAUCUUGGAAAUGGAAAAGUAGGCCAUGUAAAUCAAGCAAAUAACAUGUACCUGUUCCCCGGGAUUGGUUUAGGAACUCUCCUCGCAGGUGCUCAUUUUAUAACGGAUGGAAUGUUACAAGCAGCUGCAGAAUGCCUGGCAUCUUAUAUGACAGAUGAGGAAAUCCAAAAGGGCAUCUUGUAUCCAUCCAUUAAUAGCAUUCGACAUAUUACAGCAGAGGUCGGAGCUGCUGUUCUCCAAGCAGCCGUUGCAGAAGAACUUGCAGAAGGACAUGGUGAAGUAGGGCCCAGAGAGCUGAAGCAGAUGUCAAAAGAGGAGACAGUGGAAUAUAUCACUAGCAACAUGUGGUACCCUGUUUACAGCCCUCUGGUUCAUGAGAAAUAAGGCUCCUUUAUUUAGCCGGUUGUACACCAAUGUUGUACAGCCAAUAACAGCAUUCUUGGUUUAUUCUCCCCAUUCCUAAUUUGAAGCCUGAAAUGUAUAACAGCUAGAACGGGGAUUCUCCCAAUCAUCUGCAUUUGUCAUUUCCCUAGAUUAAUUUCAUGUAUAAUCUUUUUCAUUUCAGUGGAGAUGAUGACGCAUUUAAUAUAAAAUAUGUAUUUAAUAUAUUUUUAA